Molecule: messenger RNA, 1866 nt
Organism: Lathyrus oleraceus (garden pea)
Lineage: Eukaryota; Viridiplantae; Streptophyta; Magnoliopsida; Fabales; Fabaceae
Product: ubiquitin carboxyl-terminal hydrolase 6
Exons: 18
Coding region: 160-1602 (480 amino acids)
Biological process (GO): regulation of proteasomal protein catabolic process; proteasome-mediated ubiquitin-dependent protein catabolic process; protein deubiquitination
Molecular function (GO): protein binding; proteasome binding; cysteine-type deubiquitinase activity
Source: RefSeq, a predicted model, not a curated record
GGCCAAAUACCCGUCUCGGCCUCAACUAUAUAACCGAGAGAGCCCGCAACUGCACGUUUGGUUUCGUAUCGUUCUUGCCCUUUCCUUCAAGCCAAGCUCUUCUCAACUCUUCUCUCUUACUCUCAUCCCCCCCUUCUCGAUCUUUCUACUUCCUCAACCAUGAUUACAGUGAGUGUUAAGUGGCAAAAGGAGCUUUUCAAAGAUGUAGAGAUUGAUACCAGCCAGCCCCCUUAUGUUUUUAAAGUCCAAUUGUUUGAUCUAACCGGAGUGCCUCCUGAAAGACAAAAAAUUAUGGUCAAGGGUGGUCUUCUAAAGGAUGAUGCUGAUUGGGAGAGGUUAGGAGUGAAAGGGGGUCAAAAGCUAAUGAUGAUGGGAACUGCUGAUGAAAUUGUGAAAACUCCAGAGAAAGGAACUGUUUUUGUUGAAGAUCUUCCUGAAGAAGAACAAGUAGCUGCUGUUGGACAUACUGCUGGUCUUUUCAAUUUGGGAAAUACUUGUUAUAUGAACUCAACAUUGCAAUGCCUCCAUUCUGUGCCAGAGUUGAAGUCGGCUUUGAUUGAUUACUCACAUUCAGGACGAAACAAUGAUGUCGAUCAGUCGUCUCAUAUGCUGACCGUCGCAACCCGUGACUUAUUCAGUGAGCUUGAUAAAAGUGUCAAGCCCGUAGCCCCUAUGCAAUUUUGGAUGGUAUUGCGGAAAAAGUAUCCUCAAUUUGGCCAGCUGCAUAAUGGAGUGUUCAUGCAACAGGAUGCCGAAGAAUGCUGGACACAAAUCCUAUACACACUUUCACAAUCUCUAAGAUCCCCUGGAUCUAGUGAAAGUACUGAUGCUGUAAAGGCUCUCUUUGGCGUAGAACUUAAGAGCAGGAUCUAUUGCCAAGAGAGCAAUGAAGAAAGCUCAGAAACAGAGUCUGUUUAUUCACUUAAAUGCCACAUAUCGCAGGAGGUAAACCAUUUGCAUGAAGGACUAAAACAUGGUUUAAAAUCAGAGUUGGAAAAGGCUUCUGCUGUUUUGGGUCGUAGUGCUGUUUACCUGAAGGAAUCACGCAUCAAUGCCCUGCCAAGGUACUUGACUGUUCAGUUUGUCCGUUUCUUUUGGAAGAGGGAAUCAAACCAGAAGGCUAAGAUUUUGCGAAAAGUAGAUUAUCCUCUGGAGUUGGAUGUUUAUGAUCUUUGUUCUGAUGAUCUUAAAAAGAAAUUGGAAGCUCCUAGAAAGUUCCUAAGAGACGAGGAGGGCAAAAAGCUUGGUCUGAAAGUGAACGAGAAAAGCUCUGUUCGCAAGGAAAGUGAUGUAAAAAUGUCCGAUGUUGAGGGAUCCUCAAAUGGAGGAGGGGAGCCAUCUGUUGCUCCAAUGGAGGAAGGUGAAAAAGAAACCCAAAUGACUGGAGUUUAUGAUUUGGUUGCUGUAUUGACCCACAAGGGCAGGAGUGCUGAUUCAGGACAUUAUGUUGGUUGGGUAAAGCAAGAAAAUGGGAAAUGGAUAGAGUUUGAUGAUGACAAUCCAAAACCUAGAAUACAAGAUGAUAUCACUAGACUAUCUGGAGGAGGUGAUUGGCAUAUGGCAUAUAUAAUCAUGUACAAGGCUCGUGUUGUAUCUCUGUAACUGCCAAGAGCUUUAGCAUGUUUGAUGUUUUACCUCAGAUUUAAGGAUUGUGAAAAAGAAUGGUCCACGGGUCAUUGUUUGUAUUUUACCAUUUGAACUUUGAUGAAUGUUAGUUAGUCUUAUUUGUUUAAUUUAGGUAUUGUAUUUUUUUAUUUAAAGAAAGGAUGUAUAAGAAUUUGAGAGUACUUGCUAUCCUGAGUAACCUCCCUUCCUUCAACUGAGCUCAAGAGAUAGCCGAAUGUCAAGUUAUAUUUAUUUGAUGAA